Messenger RNA from Nicotiana tabacum (common tobacco), 507 nucleotides. The record is from RefSeq and is a predicted model, not a curated record. NCBI's taxonomy places the organism in Eukaryota, Viridiplantae, Streptophyta, Magnoliopsida, Solanales, Solanaceae.
UCUGAAUUGCAAUCUUUCGUAUUAUUAAAAUUCCUAUCCUUUUUUACUCAUUCAAAGAGACUAUGGCUCGCUCCUUGUGUUUCAUGGCAUUUGCAGUCUUGGCAAUGAUGCUCUUUGUUGCCUAUGAGGUGCAAGCUAGAGAAUGCAAAGCAGAAAGCGUCACCUUCUCUGGAUUAUGCAUUACCAAAACACCAUGCAUAGAAGCUUGUAUCUGUGAGGGAUUUACAAAUGGUCGUUGUAGCACAAUCCUCAGAAGGUGCCUAUGCACUAAGCCAUGUGUGUUUGAUGAGAAGAUGAUCAAAACAGGAGCUGAAACUUUGCUUGAAGAAGAGAUAAUGGAUAACUAAUUAGAAAUUAGAAGAAAUUAAGGAUGCAGUGUCACACAUAAUAGCCUUUUGUUACACUUUAAAUAAGUGUGGCACUUCAAUCCUUUUUGGAUCUUGUACCAAGUUAAUUUAUGUAUGUUUUAAUGAAAAAUGAUCUUCUAUGGUCAUUGCAAUCCCAUUA